AUGGCCCGCUCCGUGCAUCUAGUCCUCCUUCUCACCAUCUUGCUGAGCCUGGCGGAAACACCAGAGUCUGCGCCUGCUCCCAAGGGACGAGGAGGCUGGACCCUCAAUAGUGCUGGUUACCUCCUGGGUCCUGUCUUUCAUCUUUCCUCAAAAGCAGACCAGGGAAGGAAGAGGGACUCAGCUCUUGAGAUCCUGGACCUGUGGAAGGCCAUCGACGGGCUCCCUUAUUCCCGCUCUCCAAGGAUGAUCAAAAGGACACCGAUUGAAACGUUUUUCAAACCGGAAACUGGAGACCCGCACAUACUGGACAAGAACGUUCCCGGGGAAGAAGCCACCCUGACAUCAUAG
Messenger RNA from Acomys russatus (golden spiny mouse), 348 nucleotides. It is a transcript of the gene Galp, whose product is annotated as galanin like peptide. Gene Ontology annotation, molecular function: hormone activity. The record is from RefSeq and is a predicted model, not a curated record. Gene Ontology annotation, cellular component: extracellular region. Gene Ontology annotation, biological process: defense response to Gram-negative bacterium; behavioral response to starvation; antimicrobial humoral immune response mediated by antimicrobial peptide. NCBI's taxonomy places the organism in Eukaryota, Metazoa, Chordata, Mammalia, Rodentia, Muridae. Bases 1 to 348 code for a protein of 115 amino acids. The transcript is spliced from 5 exons.